Syngnathus typhle (broad-nosed pipefish) is the source of this 7335-nucleotide messenger RNA. RefSeq names its product golgi brefeldin A resistant guanine nucleotide exchange factor 1 (gene gbf1). Gene Ontology annotation, molecular function: guanyl-nucleotide exchange factor activity. Lineage: Eukaryota; Metazoa; Chordata; Actinopteri; Syngnathiformes; Syngnathidae. The coding region runs from base 329 to 5953 and encodes 1874 amino acids. Gene Ontology annotation, biological process: regulation of ARF protein signal transduction. The transcript is spliced from 40 exons. The record is from RefSeq and is a predicted model, not a curated record.
GAGCGCAUUGCCUCUUCCACGUCAGUGUGUUUACCAGGGCCAGAGUGACAGCUACUGCAGGGCUAUUCUGCUUUCUUUUUCUUAAGCGUGCGCCAUUUACUGAUGAUCGAAUAAAUUAGCGGUGCGUGGAAAAUCGAUGCCAAUUUCCCUUGGAAUGUCCCAAAUUUGUGGUUUGUCUAUAGGUUGCGGUGAAUUGAACUACAGUACUGGUCUUCUCCACUCACUGUUGGCCGGCCGGCUAGCUGCUAGCUUGCGCAGCUAGGUUGUCAGUAUCUUCCACGGAGCUGCCUCCAUCUUCCAAGUACAAGUCGCACACACAGAACUCAGCAUGGUGGACAAAAGAAUCUACAUUGUCCAGGGUGAAAUUACUGCUGUUGCCGGGGCUAUCAAGAGGAACUCCAGAUGGAACACCCACACUCCCUUGGAUGAAGAACAGGAUCCGUUGUUGAACAGCUUUGGCCACCUGAAGGAAGUACUCGGCCACAUGAAAGAACUGUCCGACGUUGAACCCAACGUAUUCCUACGACCGUUCCUGGAGGUGGUCCGCUCUGAAGAUACCACGGGACCAAUCACAGGCCUGGCCCUUACAUCUGUCAAUAAGUUCUUAUCCUACGGCUUAAUAGAUGCCGACCACGAAGGUGUAGCCGAGGCCAUCGAGAAUAUGGCCGAUGCGGUGACGCACGCCAGAUUUGUCGGAACGGACCCUGCCAGUGAUGAGGUGGUCCUUAUGAAAAUUCUACAGGUCUUAAGGACGCUGUUGCUGACCCCAGUUGGAGCUCACCUGACCAAUGAAUCCGUUUGCGAGAUCAUGCAGUCCUGCUUCCGAAUCUGCUUUGAGAUGCGCUUGAGCGAGCUCCUGAGAAAAUCGGCCGAACACACCCUUGUGGAUAUGGUGCAGCUACUGUUUAGCAGACUUCCCCAAUUUAAGGAGGAGGCCAAAACCUACGCCGGUGCCAGCAUGAAGAAGUUGAAGAUGCGUACAGGUGGGAUGAGUGAGUCUUCCAAAUGGAAAAAGCAGAAACGUUCACCAAAGGCCAUUCGCCACAUAGUGCCCAGCGCUUCUGGAGCCACGGACCCGGCCCAGUCUACCAACCUCGGCGGGAAUAGCAACUUGUCUGGCGCAGUCGUCUCAACGGAGCAAAGGUGUUCGCUGCCCGCCUCGGAGAGUGCCGGCUCAUCCAUCUCUAGUCCCACCGCCACAGACAGCGGCUUCGACUCGUGUUCCAAAACCACUUCUCGGGAAGACCUCUCUGACCUGGAUCAGUGUAGCUUGUUUGCAGCUACAGCUGGCAAUGCUAACCCACUUUUGGAGAGCGAUCCUGGCUCUGGCAAUUUGGCGCAGUCGGACGAUAGAGCGACUCAAUCGGCAUCGGUAGAGUCCAUCCCCGAAGUCCUGGAGGAAAAAGAACAGCCAAGUAGCACCUCUGUCCACGACAUGGACUACGUCAAUCCUCGAGGUGUCCGAUUCACACAGUCCACACAAAGAGAUGGCGCAUCCCUCAUCCCCUAUGGUCUGCCGUGUCUAAGGGAGCUCUUCCGCUUUCUAAUCUCCUUGACCAACCCUCACGACCGCCACAACACGGACGCAAUGAUGCACAUGGGCCUGCAACUGCUGAACGUAGCCCUGGAGUCGGCGCACUUUGUUAACUACCAGUCUUUGCUCGGACUCAUCAAAGAUGAGCUUUGCAGGCAUCUUUUCCAGCUGCUGAGCAUGGACCGUAUGAACCUCUACGCUUUGUCGUUACGAGUGUGCUUCUUGCUAUUUGAAAGCAUGAGAGUGCAUCUUAAAUUUCAACUGGAGAUGUAUCUUAAGAAACUGAUGGACAUCAUCACGUCAGAGAAUAUGAAGAUGCCGUAUGAGAUGAAGGAAAUGGCUUUGGAGGCAUUGGUCCAGCUGUGGCGGAUCCCCAGCUUUGUUACUGAGCUCUACAUCAACUAUGACUGCGACUUCUACUGCUCUAAUCUAUUUGAAGACCUGACCAAGCUGUUGUCAAAGAAUGCAUUCCCUGUAUCAGGGCAGCUCUACACCACUCACCUUCUGUCACUCGAAGCUCUACUCACUGUGAUUGACAGCACCGAGGCCCACUGCCAAGCCAAAGUGCCCGACAGCACCGCUCGGUCGGAAAAAGUGCCAGCGGAGGGAGAAAGUUUCAUGAAAACUGGAAUGGAUGCUACAGCUGAUCCUAUUCAAGAGGCCAGUACCAAUGGUUUUCCACUUGUGGCUGGUGGUCCAGGAGGCCCAGUGACCAGUGGAAAUCUGAUGGCAGAAAAGAUGAACCUGUGUAGACAGGAGCAAAGAGAGAGUGACGGGGAUGACAAGAAGAUCGUUCAAAAACCUCAGCGUUUCGCUUCCAAUUUACCCGACUCCCAAGAGUUGCUGGAAAUCAGAACAAAGAAAAAGCUUCUGAUAACCGGAACGGAACAAUUUAAUCUGAAACCCAAGAAGGGAAUUCAGUUCCUUCAGGAGAAAGGCCUUCUCAAUCAGCCAAUGGAUAACAACCAAGUGGCCCAGUGGCUACGAGAAAAUCCCAGAUUGGACAAAAAGAUGAUCGGGGAAUUUGUCAGCGAUCGCAAUAAUCUGGAGCUCCUCGACAGCUUUGUCAACACGUUCGCCUUCCAAGGGCUUCGUAUCGAUGAGGCCUUGAGGCUUUACCUGGAGGCUUUCAGGUUACCCGGCGAGGCUCCUGUCAUCCAAAGACUUCUGGAAACAUUUACAGACAACUGGCAUAAAGUCAACGGCUCUCCCUUCCUGACCAACGAUGCAGGAUUCGCCUUGGCCUACGCUGUGAUCAUGUUGAACACUGACCAGCAUAAUCACAAUGUCCGAAAACAGAAUAUCCCCAUGACUGUCGAGCAAUUCAAGAAGAAUCUGAAGGGAGUUAAUGGGAACACCGAUUUUAAUCAGGACAUGCUGGAGGAUAUCUACAAUGCCAUUAAGAAUGACGAGAUUGUGAUGCCUGACGAGCAGAUGGGUUUAGUGAAGGAGAACUACGUGUGGAGUGUACUGCUUCACCGCGGCGCCACACCAGAGGGGAUCUUUCUUCACCUGCCGCCCGGCAGCUACGACCACGACUUGUUCACCAUGACCUGGGGCCCUACUAUCGCAGCGCUCUCCUACGUCUUUGACAAGAGUCUGGAUGACAACAUCGUCCAAAAGGCCAUUACCGGCUUUAGGAAAUGUGCCAAGAUUGCUGCUCACUAUGGAUUCAACAAUGUUUUUGACAAUUUGAUCAUCUCGCUAUGCAAGUUUACUACUCUGAGCAGUGAGUCGGUGGAAAAUCUCCCGACUGUAUUUGGGAGCAACCCAAAGGCGCAAACAGCCGCCAAGACAGUGUUUGAUCUGGCCCAUCAGCACGGCAACAUCUUGAGAGAGGGUUGGAAGAACAUCAUGGACUCCAUGCUGCAGCUGUUCAGGGCCGAGCUCCUGCCCAAAGCCAUGGUUGAGGUGGAGGAUUUCCUCGACCCAAACGGAACCAUUUCUCUUCAACGAGAGGAAACGCCUUCUAUUCGUGGGGAGUCAGCAGUGCUGAGUUUUGUCAACUGGCUGACACUGAGCGGUGCUGAGCAGUCUGGACUUCGAGGACCGUCGAUAGAAAAUCAAGAAGCCAAACAGGCCGCUAUCCUUUGCAUCAAGCAAUGUGACCCCGAGAAAAUGAUCACAGAGAGCAAGUUUCUCCAGCUGGAGUCUUUACAGGAAUUAAUGAAGGCGUUGAUAUCGGUCACCCCCGAUGAAGAGACCUACGACGAAGAGGACGCCGCCUUCUGCUUAGAGAUGUUGCUGCGUAUUGUCAUGGAAAAUCGAGACCGUGUGUCGUGUGUGUGGCAGACAGUGCGCGAGCACCUGUGUCACCUGUGCGUCCACGCUAACGAGAGCUGCUUCUUGGUCGAGAGGGCUGUCGUGGGCCUGCUUCGACUUGCCAUCCGCUUGCUACGACGUGAAGAUAUUAGCUCUCAGGUGCUGCUUUCCCUGCGUCUUCUGCUUAUGAUGAAAGCGCACGUUUUGUCCCGGGUAAGCCGAGAGGUGGCCUACGGCCUUCACGAGCUGCUCAAGACCAACGCGGCCAACAUCCACAGUACCGAGCAUUGGUACACGCUCUUCUCGUUGCUCGAAUGCAUCGGUGCCGGAGUCAAACCUCCGGCCUCCUUUCACUUUACUACCUCUGCCAGCACGGACAUUGAAACAGGUGCUCAGUCAGAUAGCGAGUUGCCGUCCCCGCAUCCGAGCGAAGUGACCUUAGAUCGUGGCUACACAUCUGACUCGGAGGUCUACGCCGAACAACACGGCAAGGCCCGAAUCCCUCGCUCGGCAACAGACGUGGACGUCGCGAGCAGUGGAUGGCUGGUGGUGGGAAAGGAGGAUUUGGAAAGCAAUAAGAGCCCGGCGGCAGUCGGCUCCAAAGCGCAACUCAAUCACCCCUUGGUGAACCAGUACAGUCUGACACUGGGUCAGGACCUCGGCCAGCACGACACCAAGUCUCUCAUCAAGUGUGUGGAAACGCUGUCGUUCGUUGUCCGUGACGCCGCCCACGUCACACCGGACAAUUUUGAGCUGUGUGUUCGAGCCAUCCGGGUCUUCGUGGAGGCCAGUCUCAACGGAGGUUACCGCAACCACGACAAGAAGAAGAGUCAUAGAUACGAUUCUGCCAAGUCUCGUUUGAGAAAGAAGGCCGGCGGCGCAAAGGAGAAAGAGAGCGGCAACGGCACAAGACGAGGCGGCGCAAGCCGGGCUUCCGGCCAUCGUCCGUCGCGUUGCCAUAGCGAUGAGGAGGAGGACGAGGGUGUCCCGGCAGGUUACCAUACGCUGUCAUUACAGGUUAGUCGGGAUCUUUUAGAUUUAAUGCACACGUUGCACACUCGGGCUGCCAGCAUCUACAGCUCUUGGGCAGAAGAACAGUGCAAUCUGGAGGCUGCUGGGAAGAAGAUUGAAGCUGACUCCCAGACACUGUGGACCAGCUGCUGGUGCCCACUGCUGCAAGGCAUUGCUUGGCUGUGCUGCGAUGCCAGACGUCAAGUGCGCAUGCAGGCCCUCAACUACCUCCAGAGGGCUUUGCUGGUACACGAUCUGCAGACGCUCAAUGCCACCGAGUGGGAGUCCUGUUUCAAUAAGGUGCUAUUUCCAUUACUAACCAAGCUGCUUAGCAACAUCAGCCCGGCCGAUGUCGGUGGGAUGGAGGAGACCAGGAUGAGAGCCUGCACUAUCCUAUCAAAGGUUUUUCUGCAGCACCUCCUCCCGUUGUUGUCCCUGCCGACCUUUGCUGCCCUGUGGCUUACCAUUCUGGAUUUCAUGGACAAGUACAUGCAUGCAGGAUCCAGUGACUUAUUGUUGGAAGCUAUCCCAGAAUCUCUGAAGAACAUGCUGCUGGUGAUGGACACGGCAGAAAUCUUCCGCAGCCCAGAUUCCAAGACAAGAUAUUCGGAUUUGUGGGAAAUAACGUGGGAACAAAUCGACUGUUUCCUCCCUCACCUGAGAGAGGAGCUCUUUAAACAGACUGUUUUACCAGGUCCUUCAGAAGCUCCGUCUGACGUGCAGCCACCAUCCUCAUCCUGCCGGCCUCCCUCACCGCAGGGCUCUGGGGUCCCUGCACUCCAACAACCGCCCUCCCCUGUCCCUGUGCCUGUCCCUGUGCCUGUGCCUGCAGAAUCCCCAACUCCCAGCCGGCCAGCAUCACCCCAAGAGACCCAAGUGUCCAAUUCCAACGGAGCAGAGCGAUCAUCUUCCCCAACGUUGCCCUCCAUGCCGGCGGCGGCGGCGGCGGCAGCAGCGCAAGCCCCUCAUGGUCAAGUGGGUGCAGCCUUGAAGCAGUCCCCACUCAUCGUCCAACCGCUGGCUUCCCCGCUGCAGGUGGGAGUCCCGCCCAUGUCGCUACCAAUCAUCCUCAACCCCGCCCUCAUUGAGGCCACGUCCCCGGUACCGCUGGGGCCGGCGGGAAGCACAUCUCACGAGGUUCAGUAGGAGCUCUGUGGGACCUCCCUCCUCCACAAGUCAGAUCCCACACUUUUGGCAGAUGAGGCUUUCUUUUGACUCCAAAUAUAGACACGAGAAGAACAAGCUCAUCACAUUUGCUACUCUGGGAAUGUUGGCGCUAUGAGUUGCUUUUCAUGUUCCAGAUUAUACUCUAAAGCCAUUGUUUGUUUUCCGACAGACAGACUUUUGGACGCUCCGCAACAGUUUAAGGAAAUGUACAUUCACACAAAAGGCUGUGUGCGUGUGUGCGUGCGUGUGCGUGGGAGGGGGCAUUCCAUUCACAUCUAUCUUUUGUGCCACUUGCGUCAUUAAAAAAAUAUGUAUCCAUCGAUUUCUAUUUUGUGGGGUCCAUCUCUUCUGUUGGACACUCCUGUAACAAUUCCAAGAAGUGACGGUGCGCUUGCGUAGGCUGGUGGAACCGUUCUAUAAAUGCCUAGCAACUUGACCAUUAUGUCGUUUGUCACCAAUGCAUUUCAACCUCCCAAAAGUUGUGAGCUUUGCUCAUGCCUCUUUGGCGUAUGUAAAUGUUGAGAUUGCAGACAGGCAGGCAGAGUCAAGUAUUUUCCAUCCUGCAUGUCAACCGGGUUGAUGUCCUUGGCAACCUCGAGUUAAGGAUUUGUUUGUCUAUUGACAGAGGCCCGGCCGGUCAAUGCGUCCUCCCCUUGCCUGCCCGGACCCCCAAAAAAACAUUUGAAAGCACCUCAUGAAGGCUUUGCUUUGCGUGCGUGCAUGUGCAGUCCUUCAGAGGAUCAACAUUCCAAUUUGGAGAUGAAUUCUGCCGAGUGCAAUAUUGUUAUGUUGUUGUGCUUUGUAUAACUUUGGGCAAUGUAGCACAGUCUAAAAUCACGAGGCCUGCAAAAGUUCAUAAUGACAACAAUGUAUCUGAAUGAUUUUUUUUAGAUUUCAAAAAUGACUUCAACUCAAUCCGGAGGAUAGAUCACAUGGUGCUUGGCCAUUUUCAUUGACUAGCUUGCUUUCAACUUGAAUUGAUAUACUUUCCGACUUGCUGAGCAAUGGAUACGUGACAUUUACUGUAGUCAUUUCUUGCUUGUGUUUUUGCAUCAUUCUGACAUUAAACAGUCACUAAGGCAGGGCAGGGCAGGGCAGGGCAGGGCACCCAGAGGUUCACUUUGCAAUCUCUUAUGUUAUUUAUUGACUUGAAAACAAAAAUCACACCACCCAGACCAAGCAGUAAAAAGAGUCUCCUAACAGUUUAAGAGAUUUUUAUUUUUUUUUAAAAACGUUGUCUGUUUAUUUUCUUGUGGAUCUGGAGCUGAUGUUUUGCUUCAAGAGGAAUCAAAUGAAUUGAAUGUGUACAUAUUAUAUCAAUGAAAGGUGAUGUACUUAUGUAGUAAAGCUCAUGUAAAUAA